Erigeron canadensis is the source of this 1376-nucleotide messenger RNA. Its product is annotated as MYB-like transcription factor EOBII. Lineage: Eukaryota; Viridiplantae; Streptophyta; Magnoliopsida; Asterales; Asteraceae. The record is from RefSeq and is a predicted model, not a curated record. Bases 480 to 1184 code for a protein of 234 amino acids. Gene Ontology annotation, molecular function: DNA-binding transcription factor activity; sequence-specific DNA binding. Gene Ontology annotation, biological process: regulation of DNA-templated transcription. The transcript has 4 exons. Gene Ontology annotation, cellular component: nucleus.
CACCUUAUAAAGGUCAACUUCUUGUCUUGUUUUGAUCUUGGAACACGAAAAGUGCUAGGAUUGAUGUGUAUGUAGAUGUAUCUCAUGUAUGUAUGGUGUGUAUACAUUCCAAAUAUAUGUUUUAUGUUGUGUUACUUGUGCAUAGAAAGAACAUGUUAUGUUGACAACUUGCAUUCUUUUAGAAUGACACAAACACUCUUAGAUAUCUUUAAUUUAAAAAAUAGAGUUUGAGAUGUAGCAGUCACUAAAAAGAACAAAGCAUAAACUAAAGAGCAUGACGCAAACUCCCAUGAAAAUCCAAUAGAAAACCCCCCACAGGCGUCACAAAAACUCAUGGUGGAGCUCCCACAAUCACCCUUGCUUUCCACAUACAGUAGUCCCUAUCCCAAAUACCAUCUCUUAAAGUUUCAUAUAGAUAUAUAAACUCAAACACAAACUCAUCAUAAUUAAACUUUCAUACAAUUGUCGGUUUUGAUUCAAUGGCGAAUUCUGAUGUGGGAAAGUUGCGUAGAGGGCCUUGGCUCGGGGAAGAAGAUGACAUAUUGACCACCAUUGUUGGAGCUUUAGGAGAAAAACAUUGGGAUGCUUUAGCUAAAGAGUCAGGUUUAAGGAGGAGUGGAAAGAGUUGUCGGUUAAGGUGGAUGAACUAUCUUCGACCGAAUUUAAAGCAUGGUGAGAUCACACAUGAAGAAGAACAUAUCAUUCUUGAUCUUCAUAAACAAUGGGGUAACAAGUGGUCAAAAAUUGCUAAAAGAUUGCCUGGACGGACGGAUAACGAGAUCAAGAAUUACUGGAGAAGUCAUCUGAAGAAGAGAGCCGAAGCACAUCAAGAAUGCUUCCAAGAUGCGGAUAAAAGUUCACAUCAAGAGUUCUCUACACCUAGAUGCGAAAAAAGCCAUGAUUACAUCAUUGGUGAAAGCAGCAGCAUGAACCAAAAGGAUGGUAUUUUAUUUGGGGCUUCAUCGUCGACGGAGACUUUAGAGCCAUCUAACAUGAAUGCAUUCGGGAAUUGUUCACCUUAUGAAAACAGGAUUUCGGACUGGUUAUCUUCGUGCUGCUGGCUCGUUGAAGGACUAAAACAUGAGGAAGAUUGCAUGGGAACAUAUCCGGGUUUCUGUCAACUUGGAUCGAGCUCGGAAGAAGAAAAGACACAUGGUGUGUGGGACCUUUGGAAUCCGGUUUAGGAAAUGGGUUAAAACUUUUAGUGUUCUUCUUCAUGUAUUGAAAUGUGAAGAGUAUAUAAAUAAUACUCACUAAUGAAUUUGAGGAUCGUAAUUAGCUAGAUGCUUCUAAAUAAACACUUGUCGUUGCUGUUAUCAUGAAACUAUCUAUAACCAUUAGCCCACCUAAAUAUGAAAAACAGCAUUACAUCCAAA